Molecule: messenger RNA, 1608 nt
Organism: Neospora caninum
Lineage: Eukaryota; Apicomplexa; Conoidasida; Eucoccidiorida; Sarcocystidae
Exons: 4
Coding region: 1-1608 (535 amino acids)
Biological process (GO): lipid metabolic process
Source: RefSeq, a predicted model, not a curated record
AUGUUAGUCUUGCAGUUCGCGAACCUGCUCGACAGCGUCAUCUCGUCUCCAGCUGCGGCUCCUUCACGGGAGGACCGGACCGCUUUUCUAAGAGUGCUGUCGGAAGCAAGUGGAAGCGACAGUGGCACAGCGAUCUUGGCAGUAGCAAAGAAAUAUAAGGAAUUGACGGAUUUCUUGCUGGAGGCGGUCCAUCCUGUACUGCUGAGCAUGUAUAAAAGAAAACUCAGUGGCUCCAGAGCAGGGCUGUACAAGGAUUCGCACCACCGUUUAGCUCUUGCCAUAGAGGGAGGCGCCAUGAGAGGCUGUGUCACCGCCGGCAUGGCCGUGGCAUUACAUCACAUGGGAUAUGCAGAUACAUUCGAUGCUGUGUUCGGCUCCUCCGCUGGAAGCCUAAUUGGUGCUUACUUCAUUUCUCGACAACUACCGUAUGAAGGAGCACAAAUUUACUAUGAUUGGCUGCCUUUCAUGGGCAAGAAAUUCCUCGAUCUCAAGCGAAUAGGCCGUGGACUUGGACUGGGCUUCCUGUUAGACGGUGAUAUUAUCGAUUUCCUCCUCAAUAAGCUUGGCAAACCCCUUCUAAACCUGGAUAUACUACUGAAGGACAUAGUGCAGCAAAAGCAACCACUGGACUGGGACAAAUUCAAGGCGAAUGAUUCCUGGCAACCGCUUAAGGUCGUCACCUCAGGAUUGUGUAGCCAGCGAGCUAUCAUCCUCGACAGUCUCCACGGAAACAUCCGCGAUCUGCAGUCUUUAAUGGCGUGUGUGCGUGCGUCGAUGUUGUUGCCCGGGUUGGCAGGCCCGGUGGUACACUUGCCCGUCUAUCCGGAGUCGAGCAAUCUAACUCCGCACUACCUUCCUCUGAUUACACCGUCAGCGCUUCCCCGCUUUGCGCCACAACCACCAUGCGGAUUUGUCUCAGAGCCCCUCGCGGACGCUCUUCUGUACGAACCUGUCCCUUUCCGGAGUGCCAUAGCCGAAGGAUACGAUCAGGUUCUUGUGCUGCGGAGCAGGCCUGACGGAAAGCGCGUGGGACGAUUAGGAGGAAUCGAGGCUGCGGUGGAAAAUCGUCUCGCGCGUCGAUUCUUUGCUGGAAAGCACAAGCUGCGGCAUGUAUACGAAUACAUGAAGCAACGGAAACAUCGUAUUCGGUACAUGAAGGAUAUGCUGAUGCUGAACGAUGCAACGAACAACCGACGCAGACUAAAGGUUGCUGGUCAGGACGGAGUCGAAAAGGAGGGGCACGCUUUUGCUGUUGCCUUGGACCCUUCCACAGCUGAGAUUGCCCGGAUUUCCAUGACGCGGAAACAAAUUUUGGAGGGCGUCAGGGCAGGCUUCGCUCGCUUGUACGACGUGAUUGUCCCCGACCCACAGAAGAGGGGCCGAGGCUACGAGGAGGCAUUGAAGGUAUUUCCUUCGAAUCUCCCCGGCGUUACUGAGGCUUUCACGCCAUCCACAUCAUCUGUCUCUUCAUUUCCGUUGAUGCCACCGCUCUUCGACGCUUCAGCUGAGAGCGCGAGCGAUCCGAAGGCGCUCGCGGACUAUGUUACCCGAGCGGCAGCCACAGAGCGGGAGCGACGGGAAAUUCUCUCACACGAAGUGAACUCCUAG